CGAGUGACUGCUUUAUGCUGUUGUUUAAUUGUUCUUUGUUUUGAUCUCGGUCAAGAUAAAACAAUCAGAUAUAAGGUCAUUUAUAUUACAUGAAGAUUACAUUGAAUUCUUAAUAUGACGCAGUAUAAACAUGUUUUGAUGAGCACCGCAUUAUGGAUUUUCAUAGUGAUGGAGGUAUCGUGCGGAAUAAACCUGGGUUUGAUAUCUGGUGAUCGAAGAAGACUAACCAGUCCAUUUCUGAUUACAAAAACAUCACGUCACUCUCCCAUCACAAUCAACAUCAAUUCUAAGUCACUGACACCAAAUCUCUCAAAAUCAUUGCUUUCAAGAAACUUGAAACCAAAGUUAAAUAUUCCCAAAAUUCCCCUCAUGCCCAUAUUCCCAAUACUCCCACCUGUGAUACCGAAAUUACCAAUUUUACCCCCUCUAUUACCAAUUAUACCUCCAUUACCCAUACUACCUCUUCCCAUUAUACCGCUUUUACCUAAAACCCUUAAAGCUCCGAAGUUACUAAGAAAAACGGCACUUCAAAGGGAUUUGGAGAGAAAAAUUAAAACUGCAAUGAAACCACCUCCAAAAAUAAGUAAAAAUAUUGCAAAAUUUUUACUGAAUUUGAAGAAAAAAGGAUCUAUUACUACAGCUGAAUAUUUGAGGUUCAAAAAACUGUUAAUUUAAUAUUGUUAAGAUAAUUUAGAGUAUUAUUUAUAAAAUAU
Messenger RNA from Pieris napi, 713 nucleotides. RefSeq lists its product as uncharacterized. Lineage: Eukaryota; Metazoa; Arthropoda; Insecta; Lepidoptera; Pieridae. The record is from RefSeq and is a predicted model, not a curated record. The transcript has 2 exons. Bases 115 to 675 code for a protein of 186 amino acids.